AACUCGAGGACUGGAGACGGGGAGAGGAUCACCCGGCACAGGAUCACCCGGGAGAGGACCACCCGCUCGGCCGAGGAGCCCCCACACCGCGGGGGGAGAUGCUCAGCACGACCCGCUCCGUGGGCAGCAGCACUUAAAGAGCUGCCGUCCAUCCUCCGGGACACUUUUAGAUCUAUUUUCUUCCCUUCUCCUCUGAUAAGAAGCCAGUUGGAGUCCGGCUUUUGUAUCUCAACGCAGUUUUUUAGUUUGGACACGAUGUGGAGAACGGGGACCUGGACCUGGACCACCCUGAUCCUGCUGCUGCUCUCUGCGCUCUGCGCGUCCGGAGAGCUCCGGCAGGACACGGACUCCCGGAGACUCCCCCCGCCGGGGAAGUUGGACUUCGGUUAUGUGCCCGCGGGAGUUUACGAGACGCUGGCCCACUACGAACCGGGACCUAUAGGGAUUCUCUUCCACUUUGUGCACGCUUUUUUGCACGUGGUGCAGCCCAACGCGUUCCCGCACGAUCUUAUCGUGAAACUGGCAAAGGACAAGUUUGGAGCCAUUCAGACGGAAUAUCAGAAGCCAGAGAACAUAGUGCUGACCCUUCAGGCCAUCUACUACGAGAUCGGCUUCCUGGUGUGUGCAGCCGUGGGCCUGCUGUUCACCGUCCUGCUGCCGAUCGUCGGGCUCUUCUUCUGCAUGUGCCGCUGCUGCGACAACUGCGGCGGCGAGAUGCACCAGCGCCAGAGGAAGAACGCAGACUGCCGCCGCGGCCUGCUGGGAACGCUGCUCUUCUCCACCUCACUCGUCGUCACGAUUGGAGUGCUGUGUGCAUACGCCGCCAACCAGAACUUGAGCUCGCAGGUGAAGAACAUACGACGACUCGUCAACAGCAACAUGAGGGACCUGCACACCUUCGCAAAUGACACGCCGAUGCAAAUUGAUUACCUUAUAUCUCAAUACGCCACAGCCAAGAACAAAGUCAUCUAUGACCUAGAUAACAUAGGUCCCCUGCUGGGUGGAGCGAUACAUGAACAGUUGAGUAAGGAGGUCCAACCUGCCUUGGACCAAGUGCUCAACAUGGCUGGAGUGAAAAUCCAGAGAGCCAUCAAAGCCAUGCGAGAAACCAAGGAGGCCCUGGACAAUAUCAGCGUGUCUCUGGUGGUUCUCCAAGAAGGAACGGGAAAACUCAGCUUCGAUCUGAGUCAAGUGCGCAGCGAUAUCAACAGCACCCUGGACGACCCGGGCUGUCACGACGAGGAAUCCGACGCCACCACGGCACAACUGUGCCGCAAUAUUCGCCAGUCACUGUCCCAGCUGAGGAUUAGUGCCAACUUCACACGGCUACGUAAUGUGAACCCUCAGCUGGAAAAUGUGAACGAUGUACUGAAAACAGAUCUCAGCGCUAUCGUCCAGAGGGGCUUCUCCUCUUUGAAUGACACGCCACACAUGGUCGUUGAACAAACCAGAAGUGUUGUUAACAAUGUGCAGAACCUGGUGGACGGUAUUGGCAACAACAUCAGCAGCUUUUCCAAAGCCUUUCCGGUGCAGACUUGCCUCUCCAACUUCACCAUCUUCAUCAGUCACGCACAUGCAAAGAUUGAGGACCAUUACCCUGAAAUAGACAAGAUGGACUUCUACAGGUGGAUUGGAUGUAUCAGUCUGUGCUGCAUGGUGGUCCUGGUGCUGGCCUUCAACUAUCUGGGCCUGUUGUGUGGAACACUGGGAUAUGACAAGCAUGCCUCCCCCACAACACGAGGAUGCAUCUCUAAUACGGGGGGAACGAUGCUUGUGGCCGGCGUUGGAUUUAGCUUCAUUUUCUCCUGGGUGCUGAUGGGAGUGGUGACGGCCAUCUUUCUGGCUGGAGGCAACAUGGAGAAACUUCUUUGUGAGCCAUUCCACACCAAGGAGCUCUUCAAGGUUGUGGACACCCCAUUUCUGAUCAACCCGGAGUGGAGGAACUUCAUUCCUGGUUACAUGUACAACGACUCUGACCUGGAGCUGACUGCAGAGAGCUUAUACAGUACUUGCAAAGAGAACAAAGGCAUCUAUUCUGCCAUGCGUCUGGACAAGAUCUUCAACAUCUCUUCUUUCCUGAACACCACCAUGUUCACCAAGGAUGUGGUGGAUCAGCUGGGGAGCGUCAACAUCGACCUGCGGGGGAUAAUCCUGUUAGAGGCCGAGGGAAAGCAGAACCUGCGAGAUUUCUCUGAGGCAGGGCUGUCGGAGAUCAACUACGCCGACUACCUGGAAGAGGUGAAUAAAGGAAUCACUGUGACGGAUGUGCUCUCAUUCAGCAGAGAACUGGAGUCCCAGACAGACCUUAUGCCCAGGGGUCCUCUGCAGACAGCUCUGAAAAGACACAUUGGUACUCUGCAGCAGAUCCACAGACAACAGAUCAUCCCUAUGGAACAAGCCAUGAAAUAUGUUAGAGCGAGGAACGCGUUGAACCAGAGCAUGAGGUUCCUGGAGAGAACGGCCUCAGAUCUCCCGAACAAAGUCUUGGCUGUUCUCAACGCCAUUGAAACCGCCCAGUACCUCAUCUCCCACAACGCCACGCUUUUAAUCAAUCAGGAAACGAGGAAAUAUACAGCGAUCAUUAUCGGCUACUUCCAUCAAUACAUAGAAUGGGUCAAAACAUCUUUGGCAAUGGACGUGGCAUCAUGCAAGCCCUUCAGCAACAUUCUGGACACGGCGGAAAUCAUGACCUGCAGUUUCUUGGUGGACUCUAUGAACACUUUCUGGAUGGGCCUCGGCUGCAGCACUCUCUUCCUGCUCCCGAGCAUCAUCUUUGCGGUGAAACUUGCAAAGUACUACCGGCGGAUGGACACGGAGGACGUUUACGAUGACAUUGAGACAAUUCCUAUGAAAAAUAUGGAAAUGGGUAAUAAUGGUUAUCAUAGUGAGCAAGGUAUACCCAAUCUUAUGAUGACAAGCAUCCCUACCUAUGACACCAUGAACAGGUUCCCGCGGGCCUCGGCUCCUCCGAGGCACAUCGACUGGUGACGGAGAGAGAGCCGCUUCUUGUUCUGGCUCCCGAAAGCUUGUUUUAGUGCUCUGCUGCUCGCAGGAAAACCAUUAUGUGCCCUCGAAAACUGGAACUGAAGUACACAACAGCUGGAAGAAGCUCAAAAAAGCGGGUUUCCUCAAAACAGAUGAAGGACUCCAAGUCACCAGGUUUUCAAUACCAAUCAACUGAACUUUCUGGCUGCAGUCUUCAGGGCGGUUGCUGGCUGCAGGACAUCAAACUCUUCUCCCCUCAGCAUCAAUCUGAGCCAAGCUUGUUCUGCAUUUUUCAAGAACUGCUGUGUCUGCGUUUACAUUUCUUUGGAUACAAAACCAAGCUGGAAAAAGAAAAAAAAAAAACAUUAAGAAGACUUGAUCUGUGAUUUCAUGUACAUAUUCUGGGUGAAGAAAACAUUUGAAGGUCACCGCAAGCUGAGAGGAUGCUCGUUUUCUUCCUGUAAUUAAAAUUGAUGUUACACCCUCAAGUCAAGCUAAUAAAGAUGACAGCUGCAGCUUUCACACAUACUUCUGAACUACGUGUGAGAUGAGAGAUGUGUCAGCUUAAUGAAUAAAAACGUUACCGUUUCAACAAAGAGGUAAAAACACAGAGACAGAUUUGGUUUUUUGUCAGAAAUAUUUACAUGAUUUUUAUUUUUUACUGUUUACAAUAUUACAUUUGAGUUUCUUUUUACUGGUCUGAGACAAGUACAAGUGACUGGUUGCCUUUGAGAUUCAUGUUUCACCCUGAUAUUUUACAGAUAUGCUCUUAAGAGAGAAAAUGCUAUUGAAAGCUUCUAUACGACUGGAAAUCUCAAACUGAAGAACGGUGGUGUCGUGGUGCGUUUGGAGACAAGAAAAAGGACUCCUCCCCUUCUGAUCAUUUUUCUCUCCACCUGUGCCAUAUACAUUGUGCCAGGUGUUAAUUUUAUGAAUUUUAUAGUCUUUAUAAAGAAGGACAGCAAAAGAGGAGAAGAGUUAUUUGAAUAGAUUCACCAAAUCCAGACCAAUGCACACUUUUUUUAUUUAGGUUUUCUCUGUUCAGUUAUUCCUCAAUCACAUUAAGGAAAAAAGAAAUGUUUCAUUUUAUCAUUUAUCACAGGAGUGCCAAUGAUAUGACACCAAACAACAAAGAAAUCACACCAUAAUUAUAGCCACAGUGUAAACAUUUUGAGUGGAUUUUCUCUAAAUGAUCAAAUUUGACCACCGCCCAUUAUUAGACACUGGUAAAAUUGUGGCUUUUUUUUUUUAAAGAUCCUAUUGUGAUUAACUGAUUUGUAACACUAUAGUGCUGCUGACUUCACUAACAUUUUUACAGAGCUCUUUUCCUGCUUUUGUAGUCGUGAUACUUUUAAAGUGGAGAAUUUUAUUCUCAAGCCAAAACCCCUUUAGUGCUCUGCUUUGUGCUUAUUUGUCGUCUGCUUUAAAAGAAAAAAGAAACAAAAACAGUAGCUACGAAUACAUGGAACAAGUGAAUGUAUUCGAGGGCUUUUUAUUUUAAUUUUUAUUUUCAUAUUGUUGCUUGAUUAGGAAGAAAAAUGCUGAAAUCUAUAUUUAAUACAGUGGGUAACCUGGAGCCACCUUCCCUUCAUGUUUACAGAUUAGAGCUGCUAUCUGUACAGUAGAGAAACGAUGCAGAGACGGUAGACAAUCUAUAGUUGGACAAGUGAGUACGGCAUCAGAUUGUAGGGGGAAAAACAAAAGCUAGCUUCAUAGUUUACACAGCUGUGAUUGAUGUACGCUGCUAAAAACAAUGUCCAUCUUAACACUGAACGUUUUUUAAUUGUCGGUAUUGGUUGUAUCUUAUAAUACUAAAUGUGUUUACACUAAUAAAAAUCUGUUUGUGUUGAAUCAAUUAAGAAAAAAAAGUGAGUUUUAAGUAAAGAAUGGGAAUAUUGUCAUGCUAGGGAACCACUUGAUCCACACUGGCUUCGUGUGUUUAGGAGGAAAAGUAGUCCAAAUAUUUUCAUGAUAUUCUGAUUGUACAUGACAAUCUGUUCGCUCCAGGUGAAAGAAAAAAUGCUGACUAUUACUAAUCAGUUGCUACAGCUUACGAUCCUACUUCUUUUUUAACUGAAAUACCCAUCUUUUUGAUAUAAUAAAAGUUUCUAUCCAUCU
Messenger RNA from Cololabis saira (Pacific saury), 5103 nucleotides. RefSeq names its product prominin 1a (gene prom1a). The coding region runs from base 256 to 2988 and encodes 910 amino acids. The transcript has 31 exons. Gene Ontology annotation, cellular component: microvillus; cell surface; prominosome. NCBI's taxonomy places the organism in Eukaryota, Metazoa, Chordata, Actinopteri, Beloniformes, Belonidae. Gene Ontology annotation, molecular function: cholesterol binding. The record is from RefSeq and is a predicted model, not a curated record.